Vitrella brassicaformis is the source of this 3340-nucleotide messenger RNA. The record is from the annotation of a GenBank genome assembly. NCBI's taxonomy places the organism in Eukaryota, Vitrellaceae.
CGCCUUGUCAGCCACCAUCUACCAUUCAAGUGCAGCACUGCAUCUUCUGAUAUGGUACACACAAGCGAGAGCGACAUUGCCAGUGUCCUCACUGCAUCAUCGAUAGAUUGACACAUUGAACAAAACCACCCCCGCCCCGCCAUGCUAGGCUCUUCACGAGUGUGUGACGUGCAUUCGACUCUGCUCGACCACUUGCAGCAAAUCACCCAGACGCACGGGCUCCGCACACGCACCAACCUGCACACACACAUGACCCAUGUCAGGCCUCUCUCUGUGUCUGCGUACCAUCCUGACUGUCAUGGCUCCCGCGGCGCAGCCGAGCUUCAAGCCGAGCUCCACAGAGCGGCCCCACACCCAGCCAAACAGAAAGCCCGCAUCGAAGGCAUCGCCCGCACCGGUGGCGUCCACAAUCGCCUCACUCGGUAAGGACACAGCCGGGCACUGAUACACACGAUAUGGCAAAGAACUGCACAGACAGACAGGCAGCAUAAAAGGGGAGACAGAGAGUGGCGGGGUGUGUGUGUGGAUGUGUGUGCAUCAUCUUACCUGUCGUGUGUGUCUGGGUGUGUCUUUCGCUGUGCUGCGAUAGCGCCGCGGUCGCCCUGCUUCAUGACCACCAGGGGGACGCGGCGCACGAGCCAAUCGAGGGCGGCCAUGCGGUCAGACACAUCUGCACGCACUCAUGGUGUGGCUGAGUGGUGGGUGGGAUGUUGUUGUGUGUUGACUGACGGGCGUACUUGCGAUGCGCGUGGCCUCGGUCUCGUUGGGGAGGAAGCAGUCGAUCAGCGGCAGGACGUCAUCCAGGCCGUCGAACCGAUCUUAGCACACACACACACGCGCAUCCAUCUCUGUGUGUGUGCUCGUGUGUGUGUUGGUGUCUAGCUAAAGGCGCACCCACCGUGGGGGUCGAAUGCGGUGUCCAUGCUGGUCGUCAUCCCAAGAGCCUUCACCUGAGCUGCAUAACAUGACAUAGCACAGCACAGCACAGCACAGAGAUACACCCACCCACACACCGACACAUGUGCAAUUGACAGACUAACGUACCCAGGAUGGUGGGCAGCUGUGGGCGUAGUGCGUGUAGGUUGUAGACGCCCGCCAGGUGCAGGUGCCCCACCCGGCCGCCGCUCACCAAGGACACCAUGUCGACGUCACUCACAUCCCACGCACCUGUCGCACCGUAGUCUGUCACAAACCUGUUGGACACAGACACACACACACAUGUGUGUUGGGGUGUGUGUGUGUGCGUGCGGCUUACGCGCGAUCGCCGUCGGCUGCGAGGCAGAGGCAGACUCCGGUGCUCUUCUUCUUGUCGGUGGGGCCGCACACCUCCACAUUCACCUGGGCGCACUUGUCGCGCAGAAUCCGGGCGAACGCAUCCUCACCAAACGCACCCUGAACACAUGCACACACAUGGACGGAUGGAUGGGUGGGUGAGGAUAUGGACGCGCUUGUUGUGAGUCUGUGUCCCGUACCUGCAGGAGGACCGUGUGUGCAUCACACCAUUUGGGCAGCUCGUCCGCUGAAGGGAAAGGCGAGUCGGCCUGCACACACGCCGAGACGAACACGUGCGGGCAGUAAGAGACAUGAACGUGUAUGGGUGUCCACGACUCGUACCGAGCGUAUUUGCCCGAGUGGGUCGUUGUCGAUGGCCGACGGCCGCGACGACUCGACGAGCGACGACAGAUGCACCGCUGUGUUGAGUGCUGAGCCUGUGUGAGGGUGUACAGCGGUCACACACAUGGAUACGUCUGCCUUUGUGUAUGUCUGUGUGCUUCGCCCCUUACCGCCCGGGAGGAUGCGCAUUGGCUGUGUGCAGGCCGUGUCGGUGCCCAACACAGGUAGCCGGGGCAGCUGAGCACACCACACACACACAUGGAUACCGGGUGCGCCUUCGCGCCUGCCUGCCUGCCUGCCUGUCCACCUGUGCAGCCACAAUGUCUGCGCACACACACAAACACACAACACACAAAGACACGUGUGCACCCCACGCACAUUGUGUAUGUGCGUGUGUGUGUCUGAAUGAGCAUACCGACGAAGACAUCUCCCAAGCACGCGAUGGCGGUGCCCUUGCCGACGGUGCCGUUGGUCUCAUCUCGCGAGUGGCGGCCCUCCGACUUGCGGCGAGACGACAGAUUCAGACUGCUCAGCUGACAUGUACACACACACACAUACAGAGAGAGAGAGAGAGCCCAUUCACUUCUCGUGUCUGUCUGUCUGUCUGUCUGUCUGUGUGUCUAGGUAUACGCACCAUCUGAGAGCAUCUGGAGAGCAGGGCUUCGAGCUUGCGCGCCGUGGGCAGCUCCGAAGGCACCACGCCCAUCAGAUGACGCACCUGCAUCAUCCACCCGUUCGCCCAGCCACUCAUUGAUGCGCUGAGGGAUGGAUGGAAACACCCGUUUGUGUGCAGACCAAGCAGCGUACCACACUCAGCCAUGCGGAGCAGUCCCUUUCGAGCAGGCCUUCCUCCUCCAACACACUUGAGCAUAUGUCCUGUGCACUCACACAGACAGACAGGCACAUAAGCAGCAUGGCGAUCUCUCAUUCUGCCUGUGUGGCUUCCUGACUGCUCGGCUCACCACGACGGUUUCCAUGCCCAGGACGGCCCCCACACAGAGAACGCCGCGCACAUUCUCCGCACACACGCCACUCUGCAGCGAUUGACACUCACACACACACGCAUACACAGACGAAGACUUACACACAUAUUCAGACACAGGCAGGCAGGCUUACCCGUUCUUCUGAAGAGCUCUCCAGCGCCGCAUACCCCACGCCGAUGGCAGCCUGCAACGCGGUCUCGUCUGCGUAUUUGGCCACUUGAUCGAGCAGCGCUGUCAAGUCCAUCUGAUGCUGCUGUUGGUCCUGCUCCCGGAGCUUGUGCUCGAAGAGCGGGCUCAGUGCCGCCAGAAUGACCCUGCACACAGCACACGUGCACCUGUGUUUCUUUCUGUCCGCAUGAGCUCGAGUGCAGGACCGGCUGCACAGCGUACCGAUGGCAGGGCAGUGAGAGAGAUCGGCACGUGAUCGUGAUGUCACACAAGAUCCCUGUCACACACACACAGAGAGUUGUUCUCUCUCCGUGUGUCUGUCUGCCUGUCUGCCUGUCUGCCGUGUGUGUGUGUGUGUGUGUACCUUCUUGCUGGAACAGGGCCAGCUUGGCAGCUGGUGUCAGGGGCGACGGCCGCUGCGUCAGCGACCGACGGAGAGGCUGCGAGGUCGACAUCUGACAGCGAUGCUGUGACCCACCUGAUGUGGACAGGGGAAGGAGAUUAACGCGAGAUCUUCAGCGUUUCUGGUCAACUGACGAUGACCCUGCCCUGAUGCGCGCAGCUCGAGAAAGAUG